UUCUAUACCCAGUUCUAUUUAAUAUAAAGCAACUUUACUAGUCUAUACUCUCAUUACUUAAUAUUGACUAUUAAAAAGUCCCCGCUCGCCCUAAUCAUAAUCACUGAUACCAGAGUGUCCACGUAUGCUUCACAGUUAAAAUGAUUUAAACUCUUUGAAGUAAUUUCCCGCGGUCUGUCACCCUAAUCAACAUAUGUUGACAUUGUACACCAGUCUAAUUCAGCUAUACUACAAUUACACCUCAUUUUCGGCGAAAUGGCGAGCAAACAGUUGAUCAACUCUGUUGACACUACCGUCGAAGAAACAUUGGCGGGACUUUGUUGUGCAUAUCCGCAGUUGGAAUAUCAUCCGUCAAAGAGAGUUGUUCUUGCGGCAAAUUAUAAAAAUCGCAAAAACAAAGUAUCAAUAAUUUGCGGUGGAGGUAGUGGACAUGAACCAUUUGCUGCAGGAUUUGUGGGUGCAGGGAUGCUGACCGCUUCAAUAGCUGGCUCAGUAUUUGCAGCCCCGCCUCCAAACAAUAUUCUUCACGCUUUAAAUUGCGUUUCCAAUGAUGCCGGUACUCUGGUUGUGAUACCAAAUUACACUGGUGAUUGUUUGAACUUCGGAAUCACGAUCGAAAAAGCGAGACAGAAAAAUCUUAAGAUUGCAGAAAUAAUUGUUGGAGACGAUUGUAGUAUUCCUGCAUCAGAUCAAGGCCGCGCUGGAAAACGAGGGCUAGUUGGUCUUUUAUUUGUUAUAAAGAUAACUGGAGCAAUGGCUGAACGAGGAAAUAGUAUCGAUGAAAUAUUAUACCAUGCUAAAGUAGUUGCGGAUUGUAUAGCAACUUAUGGAGUUGGUUUACGUUCAUGUUCUUUACCUGGCCAAGGACUAAUGAUGGAGAUGCCAGCGGAUGAAAUAGAAAUAGGGCUCGGUAUCCACGGAGAAGCAGGAUACCAUAGAAUAAAAAUAAAAAGUGCAUCUGAAGUAAUCACCAUUUUACUAGAAACAAUAUCUGAAACAUUGUCAUUAAAUACUGGCGAUUCAGUAGCAGUUCUAGUGAACAAUUUUGGCGGUACGAGUCAACUAGAACAGGGAAUUGUUAUUAAUGAAAUAGUCACACAAUUGAGAAAUAAAAAUAUAAAUGUGUGUAGAGUUUACUCUGGAGUACUGAUGACAUCGUUAGACAGUGCGGGAGUUCAUGUAUCUGUUCUAAAACUACCAGAAGAAUUUAAAAAAAUAUACCUCGACUGUCUCGACGACAAAACAGACGCACCCUGCUGGCCAGGAUGUGCUUACACUCUACCUACACUAGAUUGUAAUAAUAAAUUCGUUGACAAUAAAGUACCCGGCGUUGAAAGGACUACAAGUCUACCUAAGAACUUAAUUGGUCCAAAAAUAAGCGAUCGAAACGCUAAUAUUUUGAAGGAAUGUUUACUGAAUGCAUGUAAAGCGAUCAUUAACAAUGAGGAGACACUCAACACAUUGGACCGUGGCUGUGGUGAUGGCGAUUGCGGAUCCACACAUAAAAAAUUAGCUGACAGUAUUGUAAAAUCGCUGGAUACUCUAAGUACGACGCACCCCGUAUCAUUGCUGACUGAAUUGUCUGAAAUAGCUGAGGACUGCAUGGGAGGUACUUCAGGAGCUGUUUACAGCUUGAUAUUCACAACAGCAGCUUCAGCGUUACCAAAUACAGAAAUUAAAGCUGUUGAUUGGGGGCGAGCUUGGAAGUCUGCCAUUAACGGUGUUACCAAGUACAGCAAAGCACAGCCAGGCGACAGAACAAUGUUGGACGCACUAGAUCCCGCUUGCAUGGCAUUCAACGAACAGCUAAAUCAUGCAGAGUUUAACUUCGUUAUUAAAAAAACAGUUGAUGCGGCGAAAUUGGGGUGCAAUUUAACUAAACAAAUGAUUCCUAAAGCUGGACGUGCUGCAUAUGUAAAGCAGUCGAAAUUUUUAAACGACGUUGAUGCAGGAGCAUUUGGAGUUGUUAUUUGGAUUAGUGCGAUAGCUGAAAUUUUGAUGAAAGGAUAAACAAAUUCAAUUAGUAAAGAUUGAAGACAUAAGUGGAUGAAUGUCUUGUUAAAAAUUUGAAAUAUUUCAAUUAAUUAUUGAGGUUUAAAAAAACACAAAGUUAAAAAAUAAGACAUAACAUUUCCACCCACUUAUAUUUUCAAUGAAUAACCAAAAAUUGUUAAAAUUAAAAUAGAAUGUAAGAAUGUACGAACAAGCAUUUAGAUAUAUAAAAUCUUUGGUACAUUAAUUUUAAUAACGCGUGGACCAAUAUUUUUAUAUCAAUAUAAGUAAUUGUUGUUGUAUUAAUAAAGUCAUAUUUCAAUAUAUUAAAAAAGAA
Messenger RNA from Cotesia glomerata, 2329 nucleotides. Its product is annotated as triokinase/FMN cyclase-like. Lineage: Eukaryota; Metazoa; Arthropoda; Insecta; Hymenoptera; Braconidae. The transcript has 10 exons. The record is from RefSeq and is a predicted model, not a curated record. Bases 256 to 2010 code for a protein of 584 amino acids. Gene Ontology annotation, biological process: glycerol catabolic process. Gene Ontology annotation, cellular component: cytosol. Gene Ontology annotation, molecular function: glycerone kinase activity.